GCUAUUCGGGCUUCCAGUUCUUCUUGUGAGGACGACGGCAACGAUAUCAUCCUCUUCGACGACUAGGGUUUCCAUUUCAGAGCAUUGGAUUGGAUCGAUGGUGAUGGGGAGAAGGGCUUCAAUUUCUCUCCCAUUUGGAAUAGAGAUCGAAAGGGGAGAAAGCUAGGGUUCCUGUGGGAUGGUCAUUUUGGGGGAUUAACAAGAGGAACCAUGUUCUAUGGAUCUAUUGUGUGGGAUCCGUGGCUCAUCUUGUCCCAGAUCGUCUGUCUCCAGUGCUUGUAUUAUCUCACCCUUGGAUUCCUCAUGUUCAUUUUCGUUGGCUUCCGGGUUUCUCGCUUGAGCCUGGUGUAUUUGUUUGAUUUCUCAAUUCUCACUGCUUCCUCGGCUACCGGAUGGUGCGCAAUCGCCGCGUUUCUUCUCAGUUCUCUUGCCGGGUCAGUGUACAUGUUUUAUCUGAAUGAGCGAGCCAAAAAGUGCUUGGAUUUUUCUGCCACACUCUACAUCAUCCACCUCUUUAUUUGCAUUGUAUAUGGUGGAUGGCCUGCCUCCGUAACAUGGUGGGUUGUAAAUGGUACCGGACUGGCAUUGAUGUCAUUGCUGGGAGAGUGGUUGUGCAUUAGACGGGAAAUGCGUGAAAUACCCAUGUCACGACUACGUUCAAAUGUUUGACUGCAGAUGUUAUCAUGUUUGCCAAAUCUCCAUCUCAUACAAUCUGUGGGAGUGCAUUCAGUUCCGGAUCAGAAGAAAAUGUUCUUCAAAUUGUUUAGGGUUUUCAACCUCCAAAUUAGAAGAAAUAUAUCAAUGCUAUCAGCUCCUGUGGAUCUGUGCUUCUUUUGCCGGGAAUUCUUAAUGUAUAUUAAAAUAAGACCGUCCUGUUUUCAUAUUGAGAAUGAGUUCUAUUCACAUGUUAAAAGGUGGCAGUUGAUGCAAUCGCCUCCAGGAAAAUUUUGCACCUUUGUUGGGUGACUUCUGACUUGGUCCACUCUCAUCAAAUAAGAGAGUUGUGUUAAGGUUCAAUUAAACGAGUACGAUGCGCAAUAACAGUGUUUAAUUAUUUGACUUAUAUUUUUAUCCCUUAUUUAGACA
This is a messenger RNA of Dioscorea cayenensis subsp. rotundata (Guinea yam), 1086 nucleotides long. Its product is annotated as protein SYS1 homolog. Bases 211 to 669 code for a protein of 152 amino acids. Gene Ontology annotation, cellular component: Golgi membrane; trans-Golgi network. Gene Ontology annotation, biological process: protein localization to Golgi apparatus; Golgi to endosome transport; Golgi to plasma membrane protein transport. The record is from RefSeq and is a predicted model, not a curated record. The transcript has 3 exons. Lineage: Eukaryota; Viridiplantae; Streptophyta; Magnoliopsida; Dioscoreales; Dioscoreaceae.